CUCUGUUGAUUUCUAUAAUUUCACGAAAUUUUUAAUUAUUAAGUCUUUAUACUUUUUUUUUAAUUGAGUCUCUGUACUAAUUUUUUUUAAUUAGGUCCCUCUUGAUAGUAAUUAGCUUAAUUUUAUAGAGACCAAAUUAAAAAAAAUAGUAUAAAAACCCAAAUAAAAGAAAAAAAAAGUGUAGGGAUCUAAUUAAAAAAAAUUGGUACAAAGACUCAAUUGAAAAAGAAAAAAAGUAUAAAAACCUAAUUAAAAAUUUCGCAAAACUAUAGGGACUAACAGAGUAAUUAAACUUUAAUAUAAAUUAGAUAAAAAUUUAGGUACAGUUAAUUUCACGUAAAGUUGAUAGUUAAAAAUCAUUAAAUAAUUAUUUGAUAAGUUUGAUUAAAUUGUCAUUUAAUAACUCUUAACUAUUAACUUCACAUAUGAAUUUUCACCUAUAAAUGAUCCGCAACGUGAGAAAAUUAAAUGAGUGAUUUUAUAUAUUAUAUUUUCUUCAUUUUUUUUAUCAUUUAUCUAUUUCUAUUACAGUUAGUUCUAUACAACUUAAAAAUAAAGUUUAUAAAUAGUUUACAGAUAUAGAACAUCUCUCAUUUCAUAAAUUAGUUUCAAAAUGGAGUUAAGCUUAUUAAAGUUCAAUUCUAAUAACUUAUGAACCCAUUGUUAUUACAUUAAUGUAAAGUGAAAUAUAUAGUCAACAAACACAUUAUUAAUUUUAUUGUUAUAUAAAUAUUUUAUUUUCGUUUAGGUGGAUCAUACAAUAUUAAUUUUUCUUUAAUUUAUAUAUGUAAAAAAAAAAAGCCUUAAAUGAUAUAAACAUUGAGUUUGAACCUAAAAUAUCACUCUUAUAGCUGAAGCUGUACCACACAUUAUUUAUCGCUCGUACACCUAAGUGAUAUAUAUAUAUAGAAAACUCCAAAUUUUAUAUGGACCUCUGAGUAGUGAUCAUCUUUAAUUUGUCCAUUUCCUCUGAUUUUUUUUUGGUGUCCGUCCACUUCCUCUGAUUCAGGCUUCGCUAUAUAUUAUUUUCUGUACCUUAUAUAUAUUGAGAUAUCAAUCUGUUAUUACUGUUUGGUUUUCAUAAUAGUGGGUGAGUAAUAUUUUAGGAGAAAUUUUUGGGGAUAAUAAUUUUUAAUAUUUUGGUUUAUUAUUUAAUUAGUACAAAUAUUAAAUUAUCUUUAAUAAAUAAAUUUUAUUAACUUAUGUGUAUAAAUUUUGAAAAAUGAGUGUAAAUUGUAUUAAUUUAUGUAUAUAAAUUAUAUGUUUUUUGUGUACAAAAUGUACGUAAAUAUGGUUGCAAAUUAUUGUUAGCUAAAUGUAUAUUGGAAAAAAAUAAUAAUAUUAUGUUGGUCAUAUAACAUUGUUCAUAUUUUAAUUAAAUCGAUCUUUCAAAAAUUUUUAGUAAGAUAAUUUAAUUUUAAUUAUUAAAUUAGUUUUUAAUAUUUUAUUUUAUUAGAUAAGUUAAUUUUCACAUUAAAUUUUAUAUAUAAAUUUGAUAAAUUAAUUGUGAUUGUUAUUUAAUAAAAUAUAUAAUAAUUUUUAAAAUUUUCAGAUAAAUUCUUCCAUAAAAUAAAUAAUAUGAUAUGAAAUUGAUUCGUCAAAUAAAAUAAAAAUUUAAAAAUUAAUUUAAUAAUUAAAAUUUAUUAAAAAUUAAAAUAUUUGACUAAAAAUUUUUAAGAAUUGAUCUAGAAUAUUAUGGCUCUUAGUGUUUGAUGAGACAUUAUAUUGAUAAAAUAGAAAUUAAAUCAAAAGCAUAUUUUCUUUUAUUUAUGUUUAAAAUUUAUUUAUUUUAUUAAAAAGUACAAAAUUUAUCUCAAAAUAGAGAUAUUUUAUUUUCUAAAUAAAUCUAUAUUUUUAUUUUAGUAAAGAAAUGGAUUAUAUAUACAUGUUAUUAUAGUUUAUUUAGUCACAUGUAUGUAUGUGUCUCUCUCCAAUUAUUAGUUCCUUCUUCCUCAAACUACACAUUAUCAGAGCCUUAUCUCCAUGGAUUUUCAGAGCCUUAUCUCCAUCUUCACCACCUUCCUCUUUCUCUUAAUGCUAGUGAAAUCAACCAUCAAGAAAUUUAGUUCUUCCAACGAUAUUACCAAUUUACCCCCAGGACCAAGAAAACUACCCAUCAUAGGAAACAUGCACAACUUAGUUGGAUCAAUGCCGCAUGAAUGCCUAAGAAACUUAGCAUCCAAAUAUGGACCCUUAAUGCACCUUAAACUAGGAGAAGUGUCCCACAUAAUAGUUACAUCACCUGAAAUGGCACAAGAGAUUAUGAAGACUCAAGAUCUCAACUUUUGUGAUAGGCCAAACCCUCUCUUUGCAAGAAUCAUUGCUUACAAUCGCAAAGACAUUGUCUUUGGCCACUAUGGAGAUUAUUGGAGGCACGUACGAAAGAUAUGCACCAUGGAAUUAUUAACACCAAAGCGUGUUCAAUCUUUUAGGCACAUAAGAGAAGCAGAGGUUUCAGAGUUGGUCAAAGCAAUAUCUCAAAGUCAAGGCUCCAUUUUUAAUCUCUCUCAAAAGAUUUUUUCAUUGACCUAUGGAAUAGCGGCUAGAAUAGCAUUCGGUAAAAAAUAUAGCUAUCAGGAAUUUUUUAUAUCAUCUAUGGAGAAAGCAUUGCAAAUAGGAGGAGAAAAUUGCAUAGCUGAUCUGUAUCCUUCAAUUAGAGUACUUCUUGAAAUGAUAAGUAGAAACAAAGCUAAGCUUGAAGAACUUCAUAUAAAGACUGAUAAGGUAUUACAAGACAUCAUAGAUGAUCAUAGAAAUAGAAAAGAUGACAAAUGUGAAGAAGAAGGCAAUGAAGAUCUAGUUGAUAUUCUUCUCAAGUUUCAACAAAAAGAUUUUGAAUAUCCCUUGACUGAUGACAACAUCAAAGCAGUCAUCCAGGACAUAUUUGCUGGUGGUGGAGAAACAUCCUCAGCGGUUGUGGAAUGGGCAAUGGCUGAAAUGAUUAAGAAACCAAAAGUGAUGGAAGCUGCUCAAGCUGAAGUUAGAAGAGUUUAUGGUAGCAAAGGAUAUGUGAAUGAAUCAGAAUUGGACCAAUUGAUAUACCUUAAGUCUAUCAUCAAAGAAACCUUAAGGUUACAUCCAUCUUUGCCAUUGUUAGUUCCUAGAGAGAACAAAGUACCAUGCCAAAUCAAAGGGUAUCAAAUUCCAGCCAAUUCUAGAAUUAUUAUCAAUGCUUGGGCAAUUGGAAGAGAUCCAACGUAUUGGGUUGAUGCCAUGGAAUUUAAGCCUGAGAGGUUUGUUGAUAAUUAUUCAAUUGAUAGUAGAGGCACAAACUUUGAAUUUAUUCCAUUUGGUGGUGGAAGAAGAAUGUGUCCCGGAAUUGCAUUUGCUACACCAAACAUGGAGUUGCCACUUGCUCAACUUCUUUACCAUUUUGAUUGGAAGCUUCCCAAUGGAAUCAAGAAUGAGGAACUUGAUAUGACUGAGUUGUUUGGGAUCACUAUAAGAAGAAGAAAUGAUCUCUGCCUGAUCCCCGUUAUUCAUCAUCAACCUUAACAAUUAAUAUAAAUUAGGUGAAACUCAGGUGCACAGUUAACUUCACAAGUUGAUAGUUGAGAACCGUUAAAUGAUUUGACAAAUUUAACUAAAUUGUUAUUUAGCAGCUGAGUUUUCAACUAUAAAUUAUCUCUAGCGUGAGAAAAUUAAAGGAGUGAGUUUAUAUAUUAUAUUUUAGAGUAAUUCUACACAUUCAAGCAAUUUUACAUCCAAAUUCAUCCAA
This is a messenger RNA of Arachis stenosperma, 3718 nucleotides long. Its product is annotated as cytochrome P450 71D10-like. Lineage: Eukaryota; Viridiplantae; Streptophyta; Magnoliopsida; Fabales; Fabaceae. The record is from RefSeq and is a predicted model, not a curated record. The transcript is spliced from 3 exons. The coding region runs from base 1984 to 3495 and encodes 503 amino acids. Gene Ontology annotation, molecular function: heme binding; monooxygenase activity; iron ion binding.